AUGGGUUGUCGACUCAACUCUGGCAGCUGUCACCUGGUGGAGCGGAAAAACGGCGACUUUGUGGCUCUCUGGCGACUGUCACCUGACGGAGAGGAGCUGGAUGGAGGUGGGGCGCGUGUUAGGGAGCUUCAUCCUCAGGUCCGCGCAACAAGAGGAGUGAUAAGUCUUCAUUAUCAUGAGUUAAUAAUUAGUAAAUAAUAUAGUUUUAGCCUUAACUCGUGAUAAAUAGAUUUAUAUUUGUGUUAAAGUGUGAAAAGUGGUUUUCAGUUGAUUAAUGUGAAUUUUUGGGUAAUUAUGUGAUUUUUACAGUCUUACUUUUGAGAUAAAUGAAGAAAAAGAAAUAAAACUAAAAUAUUGCAAAAUGAGGGGACCCGCUGGCCAGCCAGGCCCGCAAGCGGGUCGGAAGCUCAGUCAAGGAGUAGCCGCGAGCAGGGGCUCGAGCGGCUUGGAUCGAUAGGGGCACGUGUGCGCCACUCCCCUUCCACGUCACCAGUGGCCAGCCGGUUGUGGGGCAAAGAGUGGUCGUACACGCGAGAGAAGGAACUUUGCUUAGAAAGCUAACAUUACUAUAUAUUCGCCCGAAAAAUCGGCGCACAACCGAUGUGGGACUAAACCCGCGUCACACCUUCCUCAGAAGGGGGCGGACAACCGGCGCGGGUUCGAAUCCUCCUAGAGUCAAAAUUCAUAUAUUUUUAUCUGAUUAUCACACUUUCCUUCAGAUCGCCGGUGAAGGAUUAAGCAACGAGAAUUGCUGGAUCAUCGGCAAAAAUCUCGUCAACGCGAUUCGCGGAGCAUUGCUACUAAAAUUGCUGAACGAUUCGCGAUAAAAGGAUCGUGAAUCCAUCGAGUAAAUCAUCUCCAAUUGAUCGACAAACAAGCCGUCGUCGGGAAGAGGACGAUCCGCCGGGAGACGAGUCGCCACCUCCUGAGAGCAUACCAAAUGCAAUGAAGAGCCUCCUCUUGCUGCGCUGACCUGAGGAUGAAGCUCCCUGACACGCGCCCCACCUUCAUCCAGCUCUUCUCCGUCGGGUGACAGCCGCCGGAGAGCCACAAAGUCGCCGUUUUUCCGCUCCGCCGGGUGAUAGCCGCCGGAGACAACUCGACGACCCAUUCCAUUGAUCUCUAGACUUUGAAAGGAGAUCUAGAGAUUGCCCACGUCGUCUUUGUCCAAGGAGAGCCUUCGAGGCCAUGGACACUGCACGACGAUCCUCCCGAAUGCUCAGGAUUCCGGUGCAUCGCCGACGCAUCGCCGUCGCGACGCCGAAACUAUAUUUUCCUGCUUUCAAUUUACUUUACGCUUCAUUUAGUGAUAAUUUUUGUGAUUUUAAUUUACCAAAAUAUACUUCGUUCUAUUAUGAUUCUUCUGGCUUUUACAGAUCUUAAUUUGAUUAAUUAAAUCGUCUGUAAUUACUUACGUAAGAAUCACCGGGCGGAACUCUGUUUCCGCCCGAUUCGCGUUCGCCAGGCGCUGACGUCAUCCUGACGUCCGCACUCUUAUUUCCUUUUUUUCGUGAAUUUUAAAUAUAUUUCCUUUUCAUUUAUUAGUAUAAAAUUCAUAUAAAAUAGUAUUCUCUGAGAAAAAUUCUGAAUAAUUACCAGAUAUUAUAUUACAUCCUUGUGAUCGACCUGGAAAAUUACUGCUAUUUUUGGAAGUUUUAUUGAAUUAUAAUUGAUAUAUUUGUUCAGAAAUACUUCUAAAUAUCCGAAAAUUCGUAUUUUCUAGUUUUAUAAAUUUUAGAUUUGCGUGAUUUAAUAUACAACGACUAAGUCACAUCAAGGAGGUUCUUCAUCACAUCUGGUACGCUCUCAAGAGGUGGCGACUCGUCUCCUAGCGGAUCGUCCUCUUCCCGACGACGACUUGUUCGUCGAUCAAUCGAAGAUGAUUUACUCGAUGGAUUCGCGAUCCUUUUAUCGCGAAUCGUUCAGCAAUUUUAGUAGCAAUGCUCCCCGAAUCGUGUUAACGAGAUUUUUGCCAAUGAUCCAACGAUUCUGGUUGCUUAAUCCUUCACCGGUGAUUUGCAGGAAAGUCGCGAUAAUCAGAUAAAAAUAUGAGUUUUGGCUCUGAGAGGAUUCGAACCCGUGCCGGUUGCCCCCGCCUCUUCUGAGGAAGGUGACGGGUUUAGUCCCACAUCGGUUGUGCGCCGAAUUUUCGGGCGAAUAUAUAGUAAUGUUACAUUUCUAAGCAAAGUCCCUUUCUCGUGCAUGUACGACUACUCCUUGCCCCACAGCCAACUGGCCACCGGUGACGUGGAAGGGGAGUGGCGCACACGUGCCCUCAUCAGUUCAAGCCGCUCGAGCCCCUGCUCGCGGCUACUCCCUGACUGCGCUUCCGACCCGCUUGCGGGACUGGCUGGCCGGCGGGUCCCCCCAUUUUGCAAUAUUUUUAUUUUUAUUUCUUGUUCUUCUUUUAUCUUAAAAGUAAAACUGUAAAAAUCGUAUAAAAUCACAUUAUUACCCAAAAAUUCACGUUAAUCAACUGAAAACCACUUUUCACACUUUAACACAAAUAUAAGUCUAUUUAUCAUGAGUUAAGGCUAAAACUAUAUUAUUUACUAAUUAUUAACUCAUGAUAAUGAAGACUUAUCAACCCGCCAGCCAGCCAGGCCUGCAAGUAGGUUGGAAGUGCAGUUGGCGAGUAGCCGCAAGCAGGGGCACGAGCGGCUUGGACCGAUAGGGGCAUGUGUGCGCCGCUCCCCUUCCACGUCACUGGUGGCCAGCCAACUGUGAGGCAAGGAGUGGUCGUACAUGCACGAGAAAGGGACUUGCUUAGAAAUGUAACAUUACUAUAUAUUCACCUGAAAAUUCGACGCACAAGUGAUGUGGGACUAAACCCGUGUCACCUUCCCUAGAAGGGGCGGCAACCAGCGCGGGUUUGAUUCUUCCUAGAGCCAAAAUUAAUAUUUUUUAUCUGAUUAUCGCGACUUUCCUGUAGAUCACCGGUGAAGGAUUAAGCAACCAAAAUUAUUGGAUCAUUGGCGAAAAUCUCGUCAAUGCAAUUCACGGAGCAUUGUUACUAAAAUUGCUGAACGAUUCACGAUAAAAGGAUCGUGAAUCCAUCGAGUAAAGCAUCUCCGAUUGAUCAACGAACAACCCGUUGUCAAGAAGAGGACAAUCCACUAGGAGACGAGUCACCACCUCCUAAGAGUGUACCGGAUGCGAUGAAGAGCAUCCUCUUGCUGCGCAGACCUGAGGAUGAAGCUCCCUGACAUGCACCCCACCUCCAUCCAGCUCCUCGCCGUCGGGUGACAGCCAUCCGAGAGCCACAAAGUCACCAUUUUUCCGCUCCGCCGGGUGACAGCCGCCGGAGACGAUUCAACGACCCAUUUCAUUGAUCUCUAGACUUCGCAAGGAGUUCUAGAGAUUGUCCACAUCGUCUUUGUCCAAGGAGAGCCUUCGAGGCUGUGGACACUGCACGACGAUCCUCUCGAAUGCUCAGGAUUCCGGUGCAUCACCACCGCGACGCCGGAACUCUAUUUUCCUGCUUUCAACUUAAUUUUCAUUUCAUUUAGUGAUAAUUUGUUGAUUUUAAAUUUACCAAGAUAUACUUCAUUUCAUUACGAUUCUUCUGGCUUUUACAGAUCUUAAUUUGAUCAAUUAAAUUAUCUGUAAUCGCUUACAUAAGAAUCACCAGGCAGAACUCUAUUUACGCCCGAUUCGUGUUCGCCAGGCGCUGACAUCAUCCUGAUGUCCGCACCCUUAUUUCCUUUUUCUGUGAAUUUUAAAUAUUUUCCUUUUCAUUUCCUAGUAUACAAUUCAUAGAAAAUAUUAUUCUUUGCAGAAAAUUCUGAAUAAUUACUAGAUGUUAUAUUACAUCCCUGUGAUCGACCUAAAAAAUUAUUGCUAUUUUUGGAAGUUUUAUUAAAUUAAAAUUGAUAUAUUUGUUCAGAAACACUUUUAAAUAUCCAAAAAAAAUUAUUUUCUAGUUCUAUAAAUUUUAGAUUUACGUGAUUUAAUAUACAACGACUAAGUCACGUCAGUAUCCAAUAGAGAAAUUAAACAUAUCCUAGAAAAGAUAGUACGACUAGAUAAGAGAGUCUGAUGUGCAUGCUUAAAUGAUGCUCUUUGAGCAUAUAAGACUGCCUAUAAGACACCUCUAAAUAUGUCCCCAUUUAGGCUAGUAUUUGAGAAAUCACGUCAUCUCUUGAUUGAAUUAGAACAUAAGGCAUAUUGAGCUAUCUAAAAAUUAAACUUAGAUUUAGUUCAAGCAGGUCAAAAUAGGAUAUUACAAUUAGAAGAGCUAGAUGAACUCCGAAAUGAGGCAAAUGAAAAUUCGAAGAUUUCUAAAGCCAAAACUAAGGCAUUUCAUGAUCGACACACACAUCAUCAAUAGUUCUCUUUGAAUUAGAGAAUUUGGCUUUACAACUCUAGGAUUUGCCUCUUUUCUGAAAAAUUAAAAUCUAGGUGGGAUGGACCAUAUAAUAUAAUCAAUAUAGAAGAACAUGGUUCAUUGAAGAUCCUAAGUCAAGCCAAACUUUCAAGAUUAAUGCCGAAAUACUUAGACCUUACUUUGAGCAUGAACUUAAACCAAAAAGAGAAUCUAUUUCUCUACAAUGAUUUUGACAAACAAAAUCUGUCUAGCAAAUGACAUUAACUUUAGCACUUACUGAGAGGCAACUCAGGCCAUAUUUGGUUUCUUUUGUUCUAUUCUAUUCUUGUUUUGCAUAUUCUAGUAGCUAACUGUUAGUUAAUGCAGAACUUCUUUUUAGCCAGAACUCAAUUUCAACAAGUUUAUAAUUAUUGCUGUGACAAUCUUCAUAUAAUCGUCGAUAGUAAUCUCUCUUAUACCCCUCCAUACUUUUGUUUUAGUAUUAGCAUAUUUUAUACCAUUGAGGACAAUGUUGUCCUAAGUUGAGGGGUGAUAAUUUCAAAAUGUUGCAUAUAUUUGAUACCAUUGAUUUCAGAAUGUUGCACUCAUUUCAAAAAUAUUGCACACAUGUUUGCAAACUCACAGAGAAUUUCAGAAUGCAUAUUUUUCAUUUUGACUAUAUGACUGUGCCAAAUUGAGGUAGUAGAAAUGAUUUUGGACCUAAACAUGUUAAGAUAGUCAGCUAGAUUAGUACCAAGAAGAGAGAUUGUUCAUAUCAAAAUACUCUCAAGGUACAUAGUAAGUUGCAUGGAGUAGAUCUUAUAGAAUUACAUUUCAAGUCUUGACUUUCAUGAUCUUCUUACUAUGAGAGAAUCUUGUAGAAAACUUAGUUUGACUAAAGUCAUAGAAACUCAAUCAAUGAAAUUGUGAGGAGAAGAAUCUUAAACCUUAGUACAUUCUUGAUAGAUCAUCUUACACAGCAAAGUGAAAGGCCUAAAUAAAACACAAAUACAGAAUUUUCCACUUGUCCUAUGGAGGCUAUCCACAUGCAUGUUUAGGACAAGUUCAAUAAGAUGCCAAUUUGCUAUAGGGGUUUCCUGCUCGUCCCAUGGAGGCUUUUCACAUGCACGUUUUCAACAUGUAAAGCACAAAUUGGGAAAACCUACCUGCAAGUGAAAAAAAAUGAAAAAUAAAAAAUAGAAAAAUCACAAAUUUCUAUUAGAAUGAUGGUGUAAUAAAUAAGAGGUGAGAUGGAAUCUUCAAAUCAUAUGCUCAAAGAUUGUAAUUAUAUGAUAGAAGUUACUCUAAGGAUGUAGAUGAGCUUUCAAUCUUGUAAGAGACAAUGUUAGUAGAGGAAGAAAUUUUAGUUUUGUAAGUGAAAUGAAAUGGAACCUAUGCUAGUAUCUCAAGGAGUAUUCAAAUACAGAAAUCUCAAUUCAACUACAAAAUCUAGCAAAGAAAUUGACAACAUGGGAACGUCCAUCAUUUUGAACAUCAAUUUUUGCCAUCAUUAGAUAUUUAUCAGUUGGCAACAGUCAUGAAAACAUGACAUAUUGUUAAGCUCAAAAUUAAUUCUAAAGAUCAUUACUAAAGAACUAGUAAUGAGGUAAGUUGAGGGGUGUGAUAAAACCUCAAUAUUAUAUGAUAUGAUAUGCAUAUUUGAUAUGACUACACUUUAAAUGUCUUAAUGAAAACAUACAUUCGAUGUAAGCAUGUUGUUUAUGUGAAUUUAUAUUGUUUACUAAAUUACAUAUAAAAAUAUCAAAUUUUAUAUAUUUUAUGAUAUGCAUACUCUAUUGAAUCAAAAGAUUUUUUUAGGCAAUACUGGAUAUUCUAAUAGAUGGAAAAAUUAUAUUUACAUGUAGGGAAAUUAAAAGAAGGGUAGUUGACAUGACUCAGUCAUUGUAUAGUAAAUCACGCAAAUUUAAAAUUUAUAAUACUAGAAAAUACAAAUUUUUGGAUAUUUAGAAGUAUUUCUGAACAAAUAUAUCAAGUAUAAUUCAAUAAAACUUCAAAAAAUAGUGAUAAUUUUCCAAGUCAAUCAUAGGGAUGUAAUAUAAUAUUUGGUAAUUAUUCAAAAAAAUUCUCAAAGAAUACUAUUUUCAAUGAAUUUUAUACUAAGAAAUGAAAGGAAAUAUAUUUAAAAUUCACGAAAAAAGAAAAUAAGGGUGUGGACGUCAAGAUGACAUUAGUGACUGGCGAACGCGAAUCGGAUGGAAACAGAGUUCCGCCCGACGAUUCUUACGUAAUUAAUUACAGACGAUUCAAUUGAUCAAAUUAAGAUCUGUAAAAGCCGGAAGAAUCAUAAUGUAAUGAAGUAUAUCUUGAUAAAUUUCUGACGUGACUCAGUCGUUGUAUAUAAAAUCACGCAAAUAUAAAAUUUAGAAAACUAGAAAAUACGAAUUUUUGGAUAUUUAGAAGUAUUUCUAAAUAAAUAUAUCAAUUAUAAUUCAAUAAAAAUUCCAAAAAUAGCGGUAAUUUUCCAGGUCGAUCACAGGGAUGUAAUAUAAUACCUAGUAAUUAUUCGGAAUUUUUCUCAAUGAAUACGAUUUUCUAUGAAUUUUAUACUAGGAAAUAAAAAGGAAAUAUAUUUAAAAUUCACGAAAAAGGGAAAUAAGGGUGCGGGCGUCAGGAUGACGUCAGCACUCGGCGAACGCGAAUUGGGUGGAAACAGAGUUCCGCCCGGUGAUUCUUACGUAAGCGAUUUCAGACGAGUUAAUUAAUCAAAUUAAGAUCUGUAAAAGCCGGAAGAAUCGUAAUAGAACAAAGUAUAUUUUGGUAAAUUAAAAUCACAAAAACUAUCACUAAAUGAAGCGUAAAGUAAGUUGAAAGCAGGAAAACAGAGUUCCGGCGUUGCGACGGCGAUGCGUCGGCGAUGCACCGGAAUCCUGAGCGUUCGGGAGGAUCGUUGUGUAGUGUCCACGGCCUCGAAGGCUCUCCUUGGACAAAGACGACGUGGGCAAUCUCUAGAUCUUCUCGCAAAGUCUAAAGAUCAAUGAAAUGGGUCGCUGAGUCGUCUCCGGUGGCUGUCACCCAGCGGAGCGGAAAAACGGUGACUUUGCGGCUCUCCGGCGGCUGUCACCCGACGGAGAGGAGCUGGAUGGAGGUGGGGCGCAUGUCAAGGAGCUUCAUCCUCAGGUCCGCGUAGCAAGAGGAGGCUCUUCAUCGCAUCUGGUACGCUCUCAGGAGGUGGCGACUCGUCUCCCGGCGGAUCGUCCUCUUCCCGACGACGACUUGUUCGUCGAUCAAUCGGAGAUGAUUUACUCGAUGGAUUCGCGAUCCUUUUAUCGCGAAUCGUUCAGCAAUUUUAGUAGCAAUGCUCCGCGAAUCGCGUUGACGAGAUUUUCGCCGAUGAUCUAGCGAUUCUGGUUGCUUAAUCCUUCACCGGCGAUCUGCAGGAAAGUCACGAUAAUGAGAUAAAAAUAUAUGAAUUUUGACUCUGGGAGGAUUCGAACCCGCGCUGGUUGUCCGCCCCUUCUGAGGAAGGUGUGACGCGGGUUUAAUCCCACAUCGGUUGUGCGCCGAUUUUUCAGGCGAAUAAAUAGUAAUGUUAGCUUUUUAAGCAAAGUCCCUUCUCUCGCGUGUACGACCACUCCUUGCCCCACAGCCGGCUGGCCACCGGUGACGUGGAAGGGGAGUGGCGCACACGUGCCCCUAUCGGUCCAAGCCGCUCGAGCCCCUGCUCGCGGCUACUCCCCGACUGAGCUUCCGUCCCGCUUGCGGGCCCGGCUGGCCGGCGGGUUCCCCCCAUUUUGCAAUAUUUUAGUUUUAUUUCUUUUUCUUCAUUUAUCUCAAAAGUAAGACUGUAAAAAUCAUAUAAAUUCGUAUAAAAUCACAUAAUUACCCAAAAAAUCACAUUAAUCAACUAAAAACCACUUUUCACACUUUAACACAAAUAUAAGUCUAUUUAUCACGAGUUAAGGCUAAAACUAUAUUAUUUACUUAUUAUUAACUCAUGAUAAUGAAGACUUAUCACACCCCCACUCUUAAAUCAUUGCUAGUCCCUUAGCAAUAGAAUUACAAAAAUAAAAAUUUACGAAUCUCAAACAUCAUAUUUCAAUACAGAAAGAAAAAAAUACAAUUAGAAAUGAUGCACCUUUAGACACUUUGGAUUCUUAUAUCAAGUAUUUAGGAAUGAUGUCAAGCACUUAAAUGUUUAAACACUCCUUGGAAUAACAAUCUAGACUUCACUUCUUCUAUUCACAUCUUUAUCACUUCUUCACUCAUAGAUGUAUUUACAAGAUGUUCCAAUUAUCAAUACUCAUCCAAGAAUAAUAUUGAUCCUACAUUUACCUUUUUCUAUGGCUUGAUUUUUGAAGUUUGCACUAUAUUUCUUCUUUCUUUAUAUAUAGUGGAUAAGUAGCUUUUCCUGUAGAUAAAUUUCGACAAUAAGAAUGAUGUCUCACACCCUCCAUGUGUACUCUUCAUUUUCAAGGCUUUCACUUUAUCCACUUAUUUUGCAGCAAGUGUUUUUCUAUACACGAUUUUCGACAAUGAGAAUGAUGUCUCACACCCUCCAUGUGUACUCUUCGUUUCUAGAUUUUUCACAUUGCUCUCUUUUUUUUUUUCUUUUUUUUUUUCGAAAUAAGUGAUUUCUCCUCACAAGUCCUAUAGAUCAGGGUGCAAAAAUCUCCAUUAAACUCAAAUGAUCAAUCAAAUUUUCACAUCAAGUAAAUAUUAUCCAUCAAGAUCAUGAAGUGAAUAUCUGUAAAAUCAAAUCCGUGUUAUCUAUCAUGUAUCCAAGGAGUAUUCUAACAUUUCAUGCUACUAGAUCAUUCUUUUGACUCAAUAAUAAUCUUCCUAGUAUCUUUUGGUAUCAAUCAAUCUAAUUGAUUUAAUUUUUCAUGCAUGCAAUAUGAUGUAAGAGAUUUGUAAAUUAGAUAGUUCUGACAGUUCUAUUUUCUGUUUUCAGUUCUAUUUUAGCAGCAAUAAAUUUGUCAAAAAUAAAUCAAAACUAUCUUCGUUAUAACUGUAAUUUCGAAUUUCAGUAAUAUAUGUCUAGGGGAUUGAAAUGUGAGAAAAGGGUCUCUAUAAUUUCCAAUUUCGGGUUAUUUUUUCGUCUGCUGUUUUUGACAGUCUGUUGUUCUUGAUAGAAAACCAGAAAAUAGAUGUUGCAGUUUUUUCGAAUUCGGCGAUCUUUUUUUAUUUUUUAUUUUUUUAGUUGCUGUUCUAAGUUGAAUAAAAUGCAAACACAUUUUCUUAAUCGUCCUACAGCAUAAAUUAAUAAUGAAUACUUCACCCCCCAACUUAAAAAUGACAUUGUCCUCAAUGACACAGAAAAAUCGAAACAGAAUAUGCAGAAAAUAUAAUUUUCAAGUGAAGCAUGCAUAUAUGCAAAGUUUAGCAUUAAAAAUGUUGUCAUAAAUGAUAAAGCUCCGAAAGAUAUCACCUCAACCUCGUUUUUAAUUUUCCACUUCGUCUUACACGCCUCCUCCUGCACUCUUUCGAAAAAACAAAUACAGAAACAAGUAUUGCAAAAUUCUAAGAAAAAUAGAGCUUAAAAAAAAUCAAACAAAAUGAAAUAAAAACCAUGGGUUGCCUCCCAUGCAGCGCUGAAUUUAAUGUCUCCAGCUGGACUGCUUGAUCUUACUCUUGAAUUUCUUUUAAUAAUAAAAUUUCUUUUUCUGCAAGGCGUUCAUGUUCUAUGUAAUGUUUAAGCCGCUGUCCAUUUACCUUAAAGUUAUGAUCACUUUUAGGAUCUUUAAUCAUUACAGCCCCAUGAUCAUAUGUCUCUUCCACCACAUAAGGCCCUUUCCAUUUUGAUUUUAAUUUUCUUGGGAAUAAUUUCAGCCUAGAAUCAUAUAACCACACUUUUUGUCCAACAUCAAAUUUUUUUCUGCUAAUGUAUUUAUCAUGAAAAGUUUUAGUUUUUUCUUUAUAUAUUAUAUGAUUUUCAUAAGCUUCAUUCCUCAACUCCUCUAGUUCAUGUAACUGAAAAAUUCUAUGCCCACCAGCUGAUUUUUCAUUCAUACAUAAAUUUUUUAUAGCCCAUAAUGCUUUAUGCUCUAUUUCCAUAGGAAGAUGACAUGGCUUUCCAAAAAUGAGACGAAAUGGAGACAUACCUAUGGGAUUUUUAUAAGCUGUUCUAUAAGCCCAUAAUGCAUCUUGUAAUUUCGUGGGCCAAUCUUUCCUAUCUGGUCUAACUAUUUUUCUCAAAAUUCUCUGAAUUUCCCUAUUUGCUACUUCAGCUUGCCCAUUUGUUUGGGGAUGAUAUGGAGUGGCUACUCUAUGGUGUACUCCAUUCUUUUUCAACAGUUCUCUGAAAUUUUUAUUUGUAAAAUGUGUUCCUCCAUCACUAAUAAUCACUCUAGGACAUCCAAAUCUCGAAAAAAUAUUUUCCUGCACAAAUUUCAUCACGAUUUUAUGAUCAUUAGUUCUAGUAGGAAUAGCUUCCACCCACUUCGACACAUAAUCAACAGCAAGCAAAAUAUAUUCAUAUUUUUCAGCUGAUGGGAAGGGACCCAUGAAAUCUAUUCUCCAUACAUCAAAAAUUUCGACUACUAACAUGUUACUCAUGGGCAUUUCAUCUUUUUUACUCAUGUUACCUAUAGAUUGGCAUGAAAUAUCUGUUCUACUAAAUUCUAUAGAAUCUCUAAUGAUUGUAGGCCAAUAAAAACCACAUUGAAAAAUUUUUGCAGCUGUUUUUCGUCCAAAGAAGUGUCCUCCACAGUUAGAUGAAUGGCACAUGUUAAUAAUGCUAUGGUAUUCUUCUUCAGGAACACAUCUCCUUAAAAUUUGAUCAUUGCCCAAGUAAUAUAAAUCAAGAUCAUGCCAAAAAUAAUUUCUAAUCUUAGAAAAGAAAUGAUGUUUUCUAUUCUUAUCCCACUGUUCUAGAGUUUUUCCAGAAACCAGAAAAUUAACAAUAUGUGCAUACCAUGGUGAUGGUUGAUGUUGAGCUGCCAUCAAUUGUUCAUCUGGAAAUGCGUCUUGUAAAGGUGCUGCAUUUAUUCCUGUGUCACUUAAUCUAGAAAGAUGGUCAGCAACAGCAUUCUCGAAACCUUUUUUAUCUUUUAUUUCUAAGUCAAAUUCCUGCAACAAUAAAAUCCAUCUUAAUAAACGUGGCUUUGCAUCUUUCUUAUUUAACAGAUAUUUUAAUGCUGCAUGAUCAGUAUAAAUAAUAAUUUUAGCUCCCAAAAUAUAUGAUCUAAACCUUUCUAACAAAAAUACUACAACUAACAACUCUUUUUCAGUCGUGGUAUAAUUUAAUUGAGCAUCGGAUAUAGUUUUACUAGCAUAUGAAAUUACUAUGGGUUUUGACUCUUUUGUUUGUCCUAGAACGGCCCCCACUGCAUAAUUCGAUGCAUCACACAUUAUUUCAAAGGGAAGGGACCAAUCAAGAGCUUGUAAAAUGGGUGCCUCAGUAAGUAAUCUUUUUAUUUCGGAAAAAGACUCAAAACAUUUCUCAUCAAAAUUAAAAGGCACAUAUUUAGAUAAUAGCAUGGUGAGAGGUUUAGAAAUCUUCAAAAAAUCUUGAAUAAAUUUUCUGUAAUAACCUGCAUGACCCAAGAAAGAUCUAAUCUGUUUUACUGAAUUUGGAGGUUUCAUUUUAGAUAUAAUAUCAAUUUUUGCUCUAUCCACCUCUAAACCCCUUUUACUCACAAUAUGACCCAACACAACUCCUUCUUUAACCAUAAAAUGUGAUUUCUCCCAACUCAAAACUAAUUUUUUCUCUAUGCAUUUCUCAAGUACAUGCUGUAAAUGAUUUAAGCAUUCAUCAAAUGAUUCACCAAAAAUAGAAAAAUCGUCCAUAAAAAUUUCCAUGCAUUUUCCAAUCAUAUCAGAAAAAAUAGACAGCAUACAUCUUUGAAAUGUGGCUGGAGCAUUACACAGACCAAAAGGCAUGCGUUUAAAAGCAAAAGUACCAAAUGGACAAGUGAAAGUUAUUUUUUCUUGAUCUAAAGGGUUUAUAUAAAUUUGAUUAUAACCAGAGUAUCCAUCUAGAAAACAAAAAAAGUUUUUUCCAGCUAAUUUUUCUAGAAUUUGAUCAGUAAAUGGUAGGGGAAAAUGAUCUUUUCUAGUAACUGAAUUUAAUUUUCUAUAAUCAAUGCAAACCCUCCAACCGGUAGUUAAUCUUGUUUGUAUUUCAUCCCCAUUUUCGUUUUUUAUAACCAUGAUCCCUGAUUUUUUUGGCACUACUUGUGUAGGACUAACCCAUUUGCUAUCUAAAAUAGGAUAAAUAAUAUCAGCAGCCAGCCACUUUAAAAUUUCUUUUUUUACAAUUUCCAUCAUGUUAGGAUUUAAUCUUCGUUGUGGUUCCCUGCUAGUUCUGGCCCCCUCCUCUAGAUAUAUACUAUGCAUGCAUACACUCAUAUCAAUGCCCCUUAGAUCGUUCAUUUUCCAGCCCAUAGCCUUCUUAUUUUUUCGAAGUACAUCUAAUAAUUCUUCUUCCUGUUCAUCACUCAAAUCAGCUGCAAUAAUAACAAGAAAUGAAUUAUUUUCCUCCAAAAACAUAUAUUUUAAACUAGAGGGAAGAGGUUUCAACUCUAAAUUCAGAUGAUCUUCCUCUUUCUUUUCUCCCAAAUUUAUAUUCUCUAUUUCCUCUAAUUCUUCCAGCACACAGUCAUCAAUAACAUCUGGAUCAUCAAAAUCAUCUAGAAGAUCUAUGGUAUGACAAUCAUAUACUUGUGAUUUCUUAAGAUCAUUUGGUACCUCAAAAAUUUUAAUUUCUACUGAUUGAUCUCCACAUGAAAUUUUCGCAAUACCUGUGGGAAAAUCAAUAUUCAUCUUUGCUGUAUGCAAAAAUGGUCUCCCUAGGAUGAUUGGCAUAUCAUAAAACUGUCCAUUAAAAUCCAUUUCUAGCACUACAAAAUCAGCUGGAAAUUUACAUCCUUUAACUGUCACUAUCACAUUUUCUAAAAUACUUUUAGGAUGUUUUAUGGAUCUAUCAGCAAAUUGUAAGGUAACAGUAGAAGGUUUAAGAUUAGAAAUAUUAAAUUUAUCACAAAUACUUGUAGGUAAUAAAUUAAUACUAGCACCGGUGUCAAGUAAGGCAUUCUGAAAAAUGAAUCCACCAAUAUCACACGAAAUUAAAGGGGCACCUGUAUCUCUCAAUUUAUAUGGUAAUUGAUUUAAUAAUAAUGCAUUAGCAUGCAUAGAUAAUUUUUCUACUCUAGGUGCCCUUUUUGGUGUACACAUUUCUUUCAAAACUCUAGCAUAUUCAGGAAUAUGUUCAAUGGCAGUGAGUAAAGGAAGACUAAUUUGCACAUCUUGUAAAAUUUUCUUUAUUUCUUCAUUGUGUUCCUUUUUCUUUCUUUGUCUAGGCUCUAGAGCUUUAGGAAAUGGAAUGGUUGUCCUCUCUUCCGAAAUUUCCUGGGUAGAAUCUAUAAAAUCCUCUUCUACUCCUAUUUGAUUUUGUUUUGGUUUGUCCACGUUUUCUUUUUCUUCUAGUGUUUGGGGAUAAGGAUCAGGUAAGAUCUUACCACUCCUUAAUGCAUUCACUGUCCUAACAUUUUCAUUUCGUGGGUUUUUUCCUAGAUUCAUGCUACUAGACUCCUCUUGCUCAAAUCCUAUUGUUGGGUGGUUCCCUGGAUUUUCUAUGGGCUGACUAGGUAGCUGUCCCUCUUCUCUCUUAUUCCCAAGAGCCUCUAUAAUUUGUUUCUGGUGCAGCAUCAUUUGAUUCAUAGUUUGUUGCAUCAUUUGGCUCAUUUGCUGCAUCAUUUCCAUAGCAUCAGGUUGAAUUUGAGAGGGCUGAUUUUUCUGAAAUCUGUUUUCUUGUUUUGGUCGAAAUUUAGAGUUUGAAUUGGGUCUAAGUGCUUCUGGAUUUUGAAUAUUAUUUGGGUCUCUCCAUGAAAAAUUAUUCCUCCAAUUAGGAUUAUAAGAAUUUGAAAAAGGUUCCCUGUUUCUAUUAAAACCGUGAGCUACUUGCACUUGUUCUUGCAUAGGGUGAAAUGAUUGAUCUAAAUUAUAACAUUAAAAUUCAGAAUAAUCAUUUUCACCAUACAUAGGACCUGCACUAUUCGAAUUAAGUUGAGGGUUAAAAGGCUUUCUAAUAUUGUCAAUAAGUAAAUCAAUUUUUUCUAAUCUUUGAUUAAUCUGAUUAGCCUCAUUUCUAAGUUUAGAAUCAUCAUCAUGAUGCAAUUCAUAAAUUUCUCUCUUCUUAUCCUUGUCAUAUAAUUCAAAAGAGGCUUGAUCUCUAGAAUUUUCACUUAAAUUCUCAUAAAGACUAUAAAUCUCAUCAGGAGUUUUCUCCAUAAAAGCUCCUCCACAUAUAGAAUCAACCUUAUUUCUAUGUUGUUUUAAUAAUCCAUCAUAAAAAUUCUAUUGAGUUGCCACUUGGGUAUAGCAUAAUGAGGACACUUUCUAAGUAAAUCUUUGAAUUUUUCCCAUGUCUCAUGCAAAGUUUCUCCUAGUCUUUGAGAAAAACUCCAUAUAUGUUUUCUCAUAUUUUGAGUUUUUCCUAAGGGAUAAAAUUUUCGAAGAAAGGCCUGUUCUAUAUCUUUCCAGCUAGUUAAUUCUCUAUCUAAUGUGGAUAGCCAAUGACUAGCUUUGUCCCUAAGUGUAUGAGGGAAUAAUUUCAUCUUAAUAAUUUCCAGUGUAACUUGAGGGAGAUUAACUAAAUCACAGACCAUAUGAAAUUUUUCUAAGUGCUGAUGAGGUUCCUCUAAAGGCAAUCCAUGAAAAUUAGGGAGCAUUUGAAAAAUUUCUAGAUUUAUUUUGAAUUUAACAGUGGGUGCUAAUGGGACUCUGAUAUUAGAUGCUCUUUGAAAUGAAUCAGGGAUAUAAUGAUUUUUCAUGGCCAUAGGAUUGUUCUCAGUUUGACCUGUACUUCCUUCAGGAUCCAUCAAAAUUAAUUUUUCUUUCAGAUUUUUAUUUUUGAAUGAAAUAAUGAAAGGAUUUUCUAGCCUUGGAUGCAAGGAUCUUCUACCAUGCAUAAAAAAUCAAUAAAUUCGAAGGAAAAAGUUAGUAACUGUUACCCUCCUUCAGGAUGCUCCAGUUCUUGCCAUGCUUCUUUUCGUUCCCUUUUUCUAAUAAAAAUCGGCAAAAAUAAAAUAAAACAAGAGUUAUUUUAUUUUUUUUGUGUACUCUAAGAGAAAAACAGAAAAAUACUAAAUAUUAUGCAAUACAUCCCCGACAACGGCGCCAAAAUUUGACGUGACUCAGUCGUUGUAUAUUAAAUCACGCAAAUAUAAAAUUUAUAAAACUAGAAAAUAUGAAUUUUUGGAUAUUUAGAAGUAUUUCUAAAUAAAUAUAUCAAUUAUAAUUCAAUAAAAAUUCCAAAAAUAGCGGUAAUUUUCCAGGUCGAUCACAGGGAUGUAAUAUAAUAUCUAGUAAUUAUUCAGAAUUUUUCUCAAUGAAUACGAUUUUCUAUGAAUUUUAUACUAGGAAAUAAAAAGGAAAUAUAUUUAAAAUUCACGAAAAAGGGAAAUAAGGGUGCGGGCGUCAAGAUGACGUCAGCACCCGGCGAACGCGAAUCGGGCAGAAACAGAGUUCCGCCCGGCGAUUCUUACGUAAGCGAUUACAGACGAUUUAAUUAAUCAAAUUAAGAUCUGUAAAAGCCGGAAGAAUCGUAAUAGAACAAAGUAUAUUUUGGUAAAUUAAAAUCACAAAAACUAUCACUAAAUGAAGCGUAAAGUAAGUUGAAAGCAGGAAAACAGAGUUCCGGCGUCGCGACGGCGAUGCGUCGGCGAUGCACCGGAAUCCUGAGCGUUCGGGAGGAUCGUUGUGCAGUGUCCACGGCCUCGAAGGCUCUCCUUGGACAAAGACGACGUGGGCAAUCUCUAGAUCUUCUCGCGAAGUCUAGAGAUCAAUGAAGUGGGUUGUCGAGUCGUCUCCGGCGGCUGUCACCCGGCGGAGCGGAAAAACGGCGACUUUGCGGCUCUCCGGCGGCUGUCACCCGACGGAGAGGAGCUGGAUGGAGGUGGGGCGCGUGUCAGGGAGCUUCAUCCUCAGGUCCGCGCAGCAAGAGGAGGCUCUUCAUCGCAUCUGGUACGCUCUCAGGAGGUGGCGACUCGUCUCCCGGCGGAUCGUCCUCUUCCCGACGACGGCUUGUUCGUCGAUCAAUCGGAGAUGAUUUACUCGAUGGAUUGCGAUCCUUUUAUCGCGAAUUGUUCAGCAAUUUUAGUAGCAAUGCUCCGCGAAUCGCGUUGACGAGAUUUUCGCCGAUGAUCCAGCGAUUCUGGUUGCUUAAUCCUUCACCGGCGAUCUGCAGGAAAGUUGCGAUAAUGAGAUAAAAAUAUAUGAAUUUUGACUCUGGGAGGAUUCGAACCCGCGCCGGUUGUCCGCCCCUUCUGAGGAAGGUGUGACGCGGGUUUAGUCCCACAUCGGUUGUGCGCCGAUUUUUCAGGCAAAUAUAUAGUAAUGUUAGCUUUUUAAGCAAAGUCCCUUCUCUCGCGUGUACGACCAUUCCUUGCCCCACAGCCAGCUGACCACUGGUGACGUGGAAGGGGAGUGGCGCACACGUGCCCCUAUCGGUCCAAGCCGCUCGAGCCCCUUCUAGCGGCUACUCCCCGACUGAGCUUCCGACCCGCUUGCGGGCCCGGCUGGCCGGCGGGUCUCCCCCAUUUUGCAAUAUUUUAGUUUUAUUUCUUUUUCUUCAUUUAUCUCAAAAGUAAGAAUGUAAAAAUCAUAUAAAUUCGUAUAAAAUCACAUAAUUACCCAAAAAAUCACAUUAAUCAACUGAAAACCACUUUUCACACUUUAACACAAAUAUAAGUCUAUUUAUCACGAGUUAAGACUAAAACUAUAUUAUUUACUUAUUAUUAACUCAUGAUAAUGAAGACUUAUCAAUUUCAAAUCAACAAAUUAUCACUAAAUAAAACAUAAAAUAAGUUGAAUGUAGGAAAAUAGAGUUUCGGCAUCGCGGCAACGAUGCGUCGGCAAUGCACCGGAAUCUUGAGCAUUUGGGAGGAUCGUCAUGUAGUGUCCACGGCCUUGAAGGCUCUCUUUGGAUAGAGACGACGUGGGCAAUCUCUAGAUCUCCUUGCGAAAUCUAGAGAUCAAUGAAAUGGGUCAUCAAAUCGUCUCCAACGGUUGUCACCUGGCGGAGCAGAAAAAUGACGACUUUGCGGCUCUUUGACGGCUGUCACCCGACGGAGAAGAGCUAGAUAGAGGUGGGGCGUGUGUUAGGGAGCUUCAUCCUUAGGUCUGUGCAGCAAGAGGAGGCUCUUCAUCGCAUCUAGUACGCUCUCAAGAGGUGGCAACUCGUCUCCUGGCAGAUCGUCCUCUUCCCAACGACGGCUUGUUCGUCGAUCAAUCGGAGAUGCUUUACUCGAUAGAUUCGCGAUCCUUUUAUCACGAAUCGUUCAAUAAUUUUAGUAGCAAUGCUCCGCGAAUCGCGUUGACGAGAUUUUCGCCGAUGAUCUAGCAAUUCUGGUUGCUUAAUCCUUCACCGGCGAUCUGCAAGAAAGUCGCGAUAAUUAGAUAAAAAAAAUAUGAGUUUUGGCUCUGGGAGGAUUCGAACCCACCCGCGCCGGUUGCCCAGCCCUUUCUAGGGAAGGUGACGUGGGUUUAGUCCCACAUCGAUUGUGCGCCGAAGUUUCUGGUGAAUAUAAAGUAAUAUUACAUUCCCGAUCAAGUCUCUUUCUUGUGCGUGUACAACCACUCCUUGCCCCACAACUGGAUGGCCACCGGUGACAUGGAAGGGGAGUGGCGCACACGUGCCCCCAUCGGUUCAAGCUGCUCGAGCCCCUACUUGCGGCUCCUGCCCAAUUGCGCUUCUGACCCGCUUGCAGGCCCGGCUGGCCGGCGGGUCCCCCCCCCAAUUCGUUAUUUUUAUUUUAAUUUCUUUUCCUUCAUUUAUCUUAAAAGUAAGACUGUAAAAAUCAUAUAAAAUCGUAUAAAAUCACAUAAUUACCCAAAAUUCACGUUACUCAACUGAAAAACUACUUUUCACACUUUAACACAAAUAUAAGUCUAUUUAUCAUGAGUUAAGGCUAAAACUAUAUUAUUUACUAAUUAUUAACUCAUAAUAAUGAAGACUUAUUAGUAGUUUAAAUUUUAAAUAGGUUAUUUGUAAUUUUUAAGUGUUUAAUGACUUGAACAACUGACCCAUUACAGCGAGCCCACUAUCAGGUCAUAUAUUAGUCCAUUCUAAUGGGGGGUAUUUAAAGAGAGAGAGGAGAGAGAAAAGGGGGAAAGCGUGCACGUCAAUAGAAAUUAGGGCUCAUAGAGAGAAGAUAGAGGAGGGCAACGAGCAAAAGGACGCGAAAUCACAACAAUGACAACCACGAUGAUGAUAAUAACGGCAACAUCAAUGAUGGCAGUGAGUCCCAUGACAGCAAUGGUGCUCAUGACAACAAUGGUAACAGUGCUGACGACAGCGAUAGUGGCUGCAAAAACUCCUAUUUUGUGUGACAGGCAAAGGAGGAGAUGAGCACAAUAGUAGUGGCACUCAUGAUGGUGACAACAACAGUGAUGGUGACAAUAAUAGUGAUUGCAAACUCUUAUUUGGCAUGAUAAGUAGAGGAGGAGACAAGCACAGCAGUAGCAGCGACAAUGACGACAAUACGCUCUCAAUAGCAACAACAAUAGCUAUACUCUCAAGCUUCGAAUUUAAUGUUUUAGUGUCUGCACGUGUUUAGUUCUAUAUUUCUUUUUCUUUACAAAUGCUACAAAUAGUGGAUCUUGUGAGAUUUUCAACACUCAUCGAAUUUCAACACACUUACUAUGUAUUUUCUGUAGUUGUCAAUACAAUCUAGGGUUCCCUCCCAAACAUAGGUUUAGUGCUCUACUAGCAGCUUUCACCUUUGUCAUUUUCCACAAACUUAUAAUAUGUCUUAUAUCAUUUUUCCUUUUGUUCCUCUGAUUUUGAGUUUGUGAAAGAUCUAGACAAGUUUAUAGGUUUACUUUCCUCUUUCAUAGCUUUUUGUCUUUUUAGUCUCACCCAAAUAUUUCAUAGAAAAUACUCAUGCAUCGCAUAAUACUAAGUUUUCUUUGUAGAUCAACCCAAAUCCACUAUACGUUAUAAAUAUUUGAAAGCAUAUUUUUUAGAGAUUUGAUUUUAAUAAAUUUUAAAAUUGAUUACUUCUUAAAAUAAUGACUAGAAUAAGACCAGGUUGGCACACUAUAAAAGUGUGCAGAUCUAUUAUUAGUUAGAAGAGAGAAAAUUAUGAAGUACUUAUUAGGACAACACUUGAACACAUGGUAAAUGUGACUUGGCAUGUGACAUGUGUUAAUAAUUGAAGAAUUAAGUAAUAUGUGACAACAAUCCUACACAAGAUCAUUGUGAAAAGAGUCCAAAUCAAGAUGACAUACCAUUAACUUGGUAAGUGCAAAAUAGUCAAAAUGCUUGAGUCACAUGACAAAGUUUGACGAAUUAAGUGAUGGUAAUCAUAUGACAUAAUAUUUUGAGAAAUCAAAAUCAUUCUAACACAGUAUGAUGUUAAAGCUAGAUUUUUGUGUUUUAAUUAGUUUUAUUAUUUUAUUUUAUUUUAUUAACUUGUAGAAUAAAUAUAGGAUAUAUUGUAAUUUUAAAAGUUUGAAGUUAAAAUACUCAGCAUAAUUUUUUAUUAUUAAAAAAAAAUCUUUUGCCCACUAGCAAGCCGGCACUUGACAGCUCACUUGGAGGGGCACUACGAUCGAGUGGGUAGACCCAAACCAGGGGAGCCACGAGCUGCACUCAAAUGGCAAAAGCCUCACUCCACGCAAAUGUGUGUCAUUCCCCUUCCACCUCCUGAUGAUCGACCAAUCGUGGGGCAAGGAGCAUCUGUAUACACAUGCGCGCAUGAGGGCAAACCACCUUUUUGCCUUCUCCUAUGAUGGUCCUAGACAUUAUUUUAUUUUGGGAGAAGGGAUCUUUGUUGAGAAAGCGUAGCUUUGCUUUAUAUUCGGCACAUGCGUCUGAAAUAUAUCUAAUGUGGGACUAAAAAUUUUCAUUUGUUUCUGUGCAGCCAUCUAGAGCGGAGUGUGAUCUAACAGUACGCAGAGAGCCACGUCAUUAGAUUACCUAAAUCCUAUGGCUAGCGAACCCCCACGAUACUAGAUGUGUAAAGUGAUCCAUCAGCGGUUCGUGAAUCUGACGCCACUUAGUAUUCACGUGGCCUUAAAGGCUGAUCCAAUGGCUAAGGAGUCGUCAUAGUACUAGGAACUUAAGUUCCCAGUCUGUAGUGAUUCACGGUGGGUUGAUCUUGCAUUGCUUAGCACUCCACAUGACCAAGCAGAUAUGAUCCAGCGGCUCUCAAAGUGCCACGAUAUUGAGAACUUAAGUUCUCGCACAUAUCACCAUUAGAGAUAUAAAGACAAUAAUUGAUUAUUGACGUGACUCAGUCGUUGUAUAUUAAAUCACGCAAAUAUAAAACUAGAAAAUACGAAUUUUCAGAUAUUUAGAAGUAUUUCUGAAUAAAUAUAUCAAUUAUAAUUCAAUAAAACUUCCAAAAAUAGCGCUAAUUUUUCAGGUCGAUCACAGGGAUGUAAUAUAAUAUCUAGUAAUUAUUCAGAAAUUUUCUCAAUGAAUACGAUUUUCUAUGACUUUUAUACUAGGAAAUGAAAAGGAAAUAUAUUUAAAAUUCACGAAAAAAGGAAAUAAGGGUGCGGACGUCAAGAUGACGUCAGCGCCCGGUGAACGCGAAUUGGGUGGAAACAUAGUUCUACCCGGCUAUUCUUUCGUAAGCGAUUACAGACGAUUUAAUUAAUCAAAUUAAGAUCUGUGAAAGUCGGAAGAAUCGUAAUUAAACAAAGUAUAUUUUGAUAAAUUAAAAACACAAAAAUUAAUCACUAAAUGAAGCGUAAAGUAAGUUUGAAAGCAGGAAAAUAGAGUUCCGACGUCGCGACAACGAUGCGUUGGCGAUGCACUGGAAUCUUGAGCGUUCGGGAGGAUCGUCGUGUAGUGUCCACGGCCUCGAAGGCUCUCUUUGGACAAAGACGACGUGGGCAAUCUCUAGAUCUUCUCGCGAAGUCUAAAAAUUAAUGAAAUGGGUCGCCGAGUCGUCUCUGGUGGCUGUCACCCGGCGGAGCGGAAAAACGGCGACUUUGCGGCUCUCCGGCGACUGUCACCUGACGGAGAGGAGCUGGAUGGAGGUGGGGCGCGUGUCAGGGAGCUUCAUCCUCAGGUCCGCGCAGCAAGAGGAGGCUCUUCAUCGCAUCUGGUACGCUCUCAGGAGGUGGCGACUCGUCUCCCGGCGGAUCGUCCUCUUCCCGAUGACGGCUUGUUCGUCAAUCAAUCGGAGAUGAUUUACUCGAUGGAUUCGCGAUCCUUUUAUCGUGAAUCGUUCAGCAAUUUUAGUAGCAAUGCUCCGCGAAUCGCGUUGACGAGAUUUUCGCCGAUGAUCCAGCGAUUGUUGCUUAAUCCUUCACCGGCGAUCUAUAGGAAAGUUGCGAUAAUCAGAUAAAAAUAUAUGAAUUUUGACUCUGGGAGGAUUCGAACCCGCGCCGGUUGUCCGCCCCCUUCUGAGGAAGGUGUGAUGCAGGUUUAGUCCCACAUCGGUUGUGCGCCGAUUUUUCGAGCGAAUAUAUAGUAAUGUUAGCUUUAUAAACAAAGUUCCUUCUCUCGCGUGUACGACCACUCCUUGCCCCACAGUCGGCUGGCCACCGGUGACGUGGAAGGGGAGUGGCGCACACGUGCCCCUAUUGGUCCAAGCUGCUCGAGCCCCUGCUCGCGGCUACUCUCUGACUGAGCUUCCAACCCGCUUGCGGGCCUGGCUGGCCAGCGGGUCCCCCCCUCAUUUUGUCUUAUUUUUAUUUCUUUUUCUUCAUUUAUCUCAAAAGCAAGACUGUAAAAAUCAUAUAAAUUCAUGUAAAAUCACAUAAUUACCUAAAAAUUCACAUUAAUCAACUAAAAACCACUUUUCACACUUUAACACAAAUAUAAGUCUAUUUAUCAUGAGUUAAGGCUAAAACUAUAUUAUUUACUAUUUAUUAACUCAUGAUAAUGAAGACUUAUCACACCCCCCAACUUAAAUCAUUGCUAGUCCCUUAGCAAUGGAAUUACGAAAAUAAAAAUUUACAAAUCUCAAACAUCAUAUUUCAAUACAUGAAAGAAAAAAAUACAAUUAUAAAUGAUGCACCUUUAGACACUUUGGAUUCUUAUAUCAAGUAUUUAAGAAUGAUGUCAAGCACUUAAAUGUUUAAACACUCUUUGGAAUAAUAAUCUAGACUUCACUUCUUCUAUUCACAUCUUUAUCACUUCUUCACUCAUAGAUGUAUUUACAAGAUGUUCCAAUUAUCAAUACUCAUCCAAGAAUAAUAUUGAUCCUACAUUUUCCUUUUUCUAUGGCUUGAUUUUUGAAGUUUGCACUAUAUUUCUUCUUUCUUUAUAUAUAGUGGAUAAGGAGCUUUUCCCGUAGACAAAUUUCGACAAUAAGAAUGAUGUCUGACACCCUUCAUGUGUACUCUUCAUUUUCAGGGCUUUCACUUUAUUCACUUAUUUUGCAGCAAGUGUUUUUCUAUACACGAUUUUCGACAAUGAGAAUGAUGUCUCACACCCUCCAUGUGUACUCUUCGUUUCUAGAUUUUUCACAUUGCUCUCUCUUUUUUUUUCUUUUUUUUUUUCGAAAUAAGUGAUUUCUAUUCACAAGUCCUAUAGAUCAGGGUGCAAAAAUCUCCAUUAAACUCAAAUGAUCAAUCAAAUUUUGACAUCAAGUAAAUACUAUCCAUCAAGAUCAUGAAGUGAAAAUCUGUAAAAUCAAAUCCAUGUUAUCUAUCAUGUAUCCAAGGAGUAUUCCAACAUUUCAUGCUACUAGAUCACUCUUUUGACUCAAUAAUAAUCUUCCUAGUAUCUUUUGGUAUCAAUCAAUCUAAUUGAUUUAAUUUUUCAUGCAUGCAAUAUGAUGUAAGAGAUUUGUAAAUUAGAUAGUUCUGAUAGUUCUGUUUUCUAUUUUCAGUUCUAUUUUAGCAGCAAUAAAUUUGUCAAAAAUAAAUCAAAACUAUCUUCUUUAUAGCUGUAAUUUCGAAUUUCAGUAAUAUAUGUCUAGGGGAUUGAAAUGUGAGAAAAGGGUCUCUAUAAUUUCAAAUUUCGGGUUGUUUUUUCGUCUGCUGUUUUUGACAAUCUGUUGUUCCUGAUAGAAAACCAGAAAAUAGAUGUUGCAGUUUUUCUGAUUUUUUUUUUAUUGUUAUUUUUAGUUGUUAUUCUAAGUUGAAUAAAAUGCAAACACAUGUUCUUAAUCGUCUUACAGCAUAAAUUAAUAAUGAAUACUUCACCCCCCAACUUAAAUGACAUUGUCCUCAAUGACACAGAAAAAUCGAAACAGAAUAUGCAGAAAAUAGAAUUUUCACGUGAAGGAUGCAUAUAUGCAAAGUUAAGCAUUAAAAAUGUUGUCAUAAAUGAUAAAGCUCAGAAAGACAUCACCUCAACCUCGUUUUUAAUUUUCCACUUCAUCUUACACUCCUCCUCCUGCACUUUUUCGAAAAAAUAAAUACAAAAACAAGUACUUCGAAAUUCUAAGAAAAGCAGAGCUUAAAAAAAAUCAAACAGAAUGAAAUAAAAACCAUGGGUUGCCUCCCAUGCAGCGCUGAAUUUAAUGUCUCCAGCUGGAUGCUUGAUCUUACUCUUGAAUUUCUUUUAAUAAUAAAAUUUCUUUUUCUGCAAGGCGUUCAUGUUCUAUGUAAUGUUUAAGCCGCUGUCCAUUUACCUUAAAGUUAUGAUCACUUUUAGGAUCUUUAAUCAUUACAGCCCCAUGAUCAUAUGUCUCUUCCACCACAUAAGGCCCUUUCCAUUUUGAUUUUAAUUUUCCUAGGAAUAAUUUCAGCCUAGAAUCAUAUAACCACACUUUUUGUCCAACAUCAAAUUUUUUUCUGCUAAUAUAUUUAUCAUGAAAAGUUUUAGUUUUUUCUUUAUAUAUUCUAUGUUUUUCAUAAGCUUCAUUCCUCAACUCCUCUAGUUCAUGUAGUUGAAAAAUUCUAUGCCCACCAGCUGAUUUUUCAUCCAUACAUAAAAUUUUUAUAGCCCAUAAUGCUUUAUGCUCUAUUUCCACAGGAAGAUGACAUGGCUUUCCAAAAAUGAGACGAAAUGGGGACAUACCUAUGGGAUUUUUAUAAGUUGUUCUAUAAGCCCAUAAUGCAUCUUGUAAUUUCGUGGGCCAAUCUUUCCUAUCUGGUCUCCCUAUUUUUCUCAAAAUUCUCUAAAUUUCUCUAUUUGCUACUUCAGCUUGCCCAUUUGUUUGGGGAUGAUAUGGAGUGGCUACUCUAUGGUGUACUCCAUUCUUUUUCAACAGUUCCUUGAAAUGUUUAUUUGUAAAAUGUGUUCCUCCAUCACUAAUAAUCACUCUAGGACAUCCAAAUCUCGAAAUAAUAUUUUCCUGCAUAUUCUAUUUCGAUUUUUUUGUGUCAUUGAGGACAAUGUCAUUUUUAAGUUAGGGGGUGAAGUAUUCAUUAUUAUUUUUUUAGUAAAAUAGAUAUUAUCGAUAAUCUUUAAAAUCCCAACAACAAUUGUGAAUACAGAAUCCAUUCUUCAAUCUUUUUGCACAAUCAAUGUCUCUGGUGAUCGGCAAGCUCAUUCCUUCCUCCCCUGACUACAUUCAAGGCCUCCAGCGAGUGGUCAGUGCUUCCCUUCUCCCCUUAGACGACAAUGACAGUGUGGUUGACCCCUCUUUUGACGAAUCUCUCUGACAAGUGAUUUAGUGCUUCCAGACGAUACUUCUGUGACUUCCGGCAUGGUGUGACACGUUUGGACAAAAAUAAGCCACCACACUAGUGUCUCCAAUUACCUAGGAGGUAGACUAAACUUGGGCAAUGAUUUACUUCCUACUUUCAACAUUUACUUAUCUGCUUUUGUCAUUUAUUUAUAUUUUACAACAAGUUCUUUCCAUUUCAUGUACGUUUCGAUUGAAAUGAGUAGAACUAAUUUAAAACUUGAUGAAUGAUCUUUGUUCUUCUUCUGAAUCCUCCGAAACUUGUCUAGGAUCAAGCUAAGAUUUUUUUAACUUAUUUUCUAUUGAUUUUUAGAGUCGAAUCUCGACAUAUUCACGUUCCUAGUGUUCUGCAAAUAACGAGUAUUUUUAUAUUUUUGAACGUAAAAUCACCGAGAUUAAAGGUGGAUUAAUGAGCAUUUAAUGGUUAAAACAAGCUGGAGACAUUCACAGCUGAUCUCAUGUCAUGUGUAUAAAUCCUCGAGCACACAUUCGUUUGAGAAAAUGAGUUGACUAUAUUUCUCUCUUUCUUCAUUUUUGUCUUAUCUCUUUCUCUUCCUUUCGCAAGAGAUCUCAUCCCUUCUCUUUCUCGUGAGAGCUUUCUCUCCUCCUCUCUCUUUCUCUCCUUUUGCAAGAGAUCUCAUCCCUUCUCUUGCUCAUGAGAGCUUUCUCUCCUCCUCUCUCUCUCUCCUUUUCACAAGGGAUCUCAUCCCUUCUCUCACUCGUGAGAGCUCUCUCUUCUCUCUCUCUUCUCUCUCUCUUCUCUCUCUCUUUUCCUCCUUUCUUUUCUCCACCUUCUUUCUAUUAUUCUUCUCACCUCACCCCUUCUAUUUUAUUAUUUCUAUUAAAUAUUAAUAAAAUACUAAAAUCGUUUUAUACAUAAAUUAAAUUUGUUUGCACAACAGAUUAAUCAAUCUCUCUAUGUUCGACCUAAGACUUACUUCCAUACUAGUAUUUUAUUAAGUCUUAGUUAUAAAUAUUAUUAAAUAGUGUGUAUUUAAACACAAUGAUAAGUGCAAACCACAUUACCUCGUGACAUUUGUCAAAGUCAUAUCUUUUAGUGUUAUGUAGUAAAGUUUGACUACUUAAGGGCAACAAUUAGUAAAAGAAUCAAUGAACACAUGACAAAUUGCAAGAUUAUUGACAACAUGACAAUUCUCCUUGCUAACAUGUCAUUUUUAUAAGAUAAGUGAUGCAUAAUUAUCAUAUUUGAUACAUUAACUCAUUCUAAAUAACAUAUAUUUAUAUGUGAACAAGUAAAACAUAUUUUAGUUUAGCUGUAUGAAAUACAUGCUUAAUGUACAAAUUUUGUAUAUUUUUAGACCAUGCUUAUACUUUAAAUAUUCCUUGAUUAUAUCUUAAUAUGGCUUAACAUUCCUCUAAAUAAAAAAAUGACAAGAAUAGAGAAUAUGUAACAAGGCAGUAGGACCAACAUAUAACAUAAAUGUAAACCAAUUGACACAACUAGCAUAUCUAACAAGGACAAAAAAUCUUAACACAUGAGAAGAUCAAUGACACAUCAAAAGAUCAUGUACUAAGACAUGUAAUAUUGACUUUGUCAAAACUUGAUAAAAAUGUCAACCUAGAGUAGGAUGAUUGCACAAUCUACUAAUAGGUUAGUAUUUGUUGACCUAGAAAUUUUUUAACCAAUCAUAUUUAGUCAUUUGAAUUCCUAUUAGAAGUUGGAUAUAUAAAAACCCCUCAAACAAUCUUUUAGGCAACAUCUGAAUGAUGAAAAUAUUCCAUCAUAUCAAUCUCCAAAUACUAGUGAGAUGUUCUCAAUACAACCUUUUAUAUGCUCAAAUCUUUGUCCAUAUCUUUGGCCAUACAUCCUUAAGAAAAUUACCAUUUCAACCAUCCUCAGAUUUUUGAAGUUCUGAAAUUAAUUAUAUAUGUGAAGCAUCUAAGGGUUCCUUGUAAUGUGAAAAUAUAAGUAAUCUAGAAACUUGGGGUUAACAUGGGAUAAUAGUUGAUAAGUCUUCAUUAUCAUGAGUUAAUAAUUAGUAAAUAAUAUAGUUUUAGCCUUAACUCAUGAUAAGUAGAUUUAUCUUUGUGUUAAAUUGUGAAAAAUAGUUUUUAGUUGAUUAAUGUAAUUUUUGGCUAAUUAUGUGAUUUUAUAUGAAUUUAUAUAAUUUUUAUAGUCUUAUUUUUGAGAUAAAUGAAGAAAAAGAAAAUAACAUAAAAAAUAGAAAAAGGGGGGGACCCGCCAGUCAGUCGGGCCCACAAGUGGGUCAGAAGUGCAGUUGGGGGGAGCCACAAGCAAGGGCUCGAUUGGCUAUGGACCAAUGGGGGUAUGUGUGCGCCACUCCCCUUCCACGUCACAUCACCAAUGGCCAACCAACUGUGGGGUGACGUGACUCAGUCGUUGUAUAUUAAAUCACGUAAAUAUAAAAUAUAUAAAACUAGAAAAUACGAAUUUUCGGAUAUUUAGAAGUAUUUAUGAAUAAAUAUAUCACUUAUAAUUCAAUAAAACUUCCAAAAAUAGCGGUAAUUUUCCAGGUCGAUCACAGGGAUGUAAUAUAAUAUCUCGUAAUUAUUCAGAAUUUUUCUCAAUGAAUACGAUUUUCUAUGAAUUUUAUACUAGGAAAUAAAAAGGAAAUAUAUUUAAAAUUCACGAAAAAGGGAAAUAAGGGUGCGAACGUCAGGAUGACGUCAGCGCCCGGCGAACGCGAAUCAGGCGGAAACAGAGUUCCACCCGGCGAUUCUUUCGUAAGUGAUUACAAACAAUUUAAUUAAUCAAAUUAAGAUCUGUAAAAGCCGAAAGAAUCGUAAUUAAAUAAAGUAUAUUUUGGUAAAUUAAAAACACAAAAAUUAAUCACUAAAUGAAGCAUAAAGUAAGUUUGAAAGCAGGAAAACAGAGUUCCGGCGUCGCAACGGCGAUGCAUUGGCAAUGCACUAGAAUCCUGAGCAUUCGGGAGGAUCGUCGUGUAGUGUCCACGGCCUCGAAGGCUCUCCUUGGACAAAGACGACGUGGGCAAUCUCUAGAUCUUCUUGCGAAGUCUAGAGAUCAAUGAAGUGGGUCGUCGAAUUGUCUCCGGCAGCUGUCACCCGGCAGAGCAGAAAAACGGCGACUUUGCAGCUCUUUGGCGGCUGUCACCUGACGGAGAGGAGCUGGAUGGAGGUGGGGCGCGUGUCAAGGAGCUUUAUCCUCAGGUCCGCGCAACAAGAGGAGGCUCUUCAUCGUAUCUGGUACGCUCUCAAGAGGUGGCGACUCGUCUCCUAG
Spirodela intermedia is the source of this 28027-nucleotide messenger RNA. The record is from the annotation of a GenBank genome assembly. NCBI's taxonomy places the organism in Eukaryota, Viridiplantae, Streptophyta, Magnoliopsida, Alismatales, Araceae.